GUUUGGAAUGCCAAUCAGGCCAACAUUGCAUCGGCCCGAUCCGAAGCAGCCGCGAUUGAUGCUGACCUCGCCGCCCGCGAGCGGGUCGUUCAGCGUCAGCUCCAGACUCUGAUCUUGCGCCGCCAGGCGGCGGCUGGAGAGUUGGCCGCACUUGAGGAGACAGUGAUCCCGCCUUUGGAAACCGCUCUGGAGCAGGCCGAAACCGGCUUCGCCCGCGGCAGUUUCUCCUUCCUGGAAAUUUAUGACGUCCAGCAGGCCCUCAUCAACGCGCGGCUGCGCUCGGUUGAUGCUCUCUACGCCAUUCACCAGGCCGAUAUCCAGUUGCGCCGUUUGACAGGCUCCGCCCUGGCCGUACUCGCGGCCUGUUCGCAGGACGCGCCCGAAGCUUCGGGCAGCGGCCAUGGCGCCGAGGUCGCAGGCGACGAGUAUGAACGCGGUCCGCAUCGCGGCCGCAUGCUGCGCGAGGGCGAGUUCGCACUGGAACUCACGAUUUUCGAGGAUGGUGUCGAUCCGGAAUUCCGGCUCUUCCCCUAUAUCAACGGCCAGCCGGUCGACCCGUCCCGCGUGACGGCGAGCAUCGAACUCGGUCGCCUCGGCGGCCAGAUCGACCGCUUUGCAUUCGCGCCCCAGGAUGAUUUCCUUCGCGGCGAUGGUGUCGUCACCGAGCCGCACUCCUUUGAUGUGACCGUGACGGCCUCGAUGCCGGGCAUGAAUGCCCGGUGGCAAUACGAGUCCUAUGAGGGCCGAACGACGUUUUCCCGCGAUCAGGCGGAAGCCGGCGGGAUCGAGGUGUCGGUAACCGGUCCGGCGACGCUCGACGAGACCGUCGAGGUGUAUGGCGAGAUCGCACUCAUACCGGAGGGCCGGGCCGAGCUGCGCGGCUGGCUGCCGGGCCGUGUGGUCGCUCUCAAUGCCAGCAUUGGCGACCGUGUCGAAGCCGGUCAGACCCUCGCUCGCAUCACGGCGACGGAGAGCUUGCAGACCUAUUCCGUCACAUCGCCGAUCAGCGGCGUUGUGGUGGAACGCGGCGCUACGCUGAACGGUCCGACCGGAAGCGAACCGCUCUUCGUGGUCGCUGACCCCAGCCAGUUGCAUGCCGAGCUGUUCAUCUAUCCCGGCGAUCUGGGCUCAGUCGCGACCGGCCAGCCGGUUCGUGUAACCAGCUUUGACGGCGGACGCAGCGCGGAGAGCGAGAUCGAGUUUCUCUCCCCGAUGAUCGAUCCGGACAGUCAGAGGGCCAUCGCCCAA
Molecule: messenger RNA, 1248 nt
Organism: Symbiodinium necroappetens
Lineage: Eukaryota; Dinophyceae; Suessiales; Symbiodiniaceae
Source: the annotation of a GenBank genome assembly